AUGGACUCGGCCGUACCAAGCCCCUCGCCCUCGCCAGCACUGCCGGCACCUGCCUUCAACACGGAACCAGCCGCUAUCUUCUGGCUCACUUGGGGAGGUCUUUGGACAAUCAUGGUGAUCUGCGGAAUGGCGUUCCUCUAUGUCAACCGCAACAUGCCAUUCUUGAGGAUCCGAGGGCUGGCUUUAUCCUUCGCCUCUGUCACUUUGCUCCACCUCUACUGGUUUUCCUGCCAGGCUGGCCUCUCAUAUGGGUCGCUGAUGCCUGAUAGCGCCGAGUUUUGGGUCAUGAGCCUUUACCUUCCUUUCGGCAUUGCUCUCUUCCACGCUUCGAACAGCCGCUUUCUCCAUAUCGCCAAGGCGCAAAGGAAAUACGCCGGCAAACCGGCUUCUCUCCCACAAGCCGACACAAAUGCGUGCUCCUGCAAGGACAAGACACUUGUGGGACGAUUCCGAAAGCUAGAUUACACCACCAAAAUGCUGGCUAUUGUGUGCACGGGCAUGGUACUUCAGGGGGGGUGGUUUUCUUCUCAGCUUCUCUUGACAGUUGUGAUGUAUCUCAUCUCUCGCAAAUAUCACCCUUCGUUCGGUAUCCCCGGCACAGAGGUGAAGGGGACGCCUGCAGAGCGAAAGAUUGAGAUGGCGAGAGGCUGGGAAUGGUGGCCUUCGGUAUUCUGGCAGUUCUUUUGGGCCUGGGUUGUCGCGCCGAUCAUCCUCUGGAAAUCGCGCGGGAUCAAGGACACCCAGGGAUGGCGUUUCCAGACCAUUUCUUGCUGCAUCGCAAACUUGCACGCUACCCCUAUGUGGCUUGUCGCCUUGUAUGUACCAGCAAUGGCGCCUGUGAACAAGUACUUUAUCCCCCCUCAGUGGAUCUGUCUCUCCAUCUUUUUCACCGAGAUAUUUGCUAUAUUUAUCCCCUGCUGGCAAGUGAUCAAGCACAACACCCUUCGUCAGGAGACGCUUGAGUCCAUCGCUAUUUGGGAAGCGAAGAACCAGCGCAAGAGGAAAAACUCUAUUCUCACUGGUUCUACCCAGAUUGCGUCGUCGGCUACUUCUAGCUGGAAGUCUGUUACGCAUCUUGAGAGCGGCACUGGGCAGGCUGAAAGUAUCUUUACCAUGGGAGCCCUCGAGUACGUCUUGGAUAAGAACCCUGAGCCUCUCCGCAAGUUCUCUGCUCUUAGGGACUUCUCGGGGGAGAACAUUGCCUUCUUGUCUGCCGUCGGGGAGUGGAAGUCAUCGAUUCCUCAAUCGUCUGGUGGACGAGAGCAAUCCCCAGAACUCACCCGCGAACGAUUCAACCGCGCACUUCGCAUCUAUACCGAGUUCAUUAGCCCACGUCAUGCAGAGUUCCAGAUCAACAUCGCUUCGCAAGAUCUCAAGCGCCUGGAGAGCAUCUUCGACGACGCCACACGCAUCCUCUACGGCCACCAAACAGAAAAGUUCAGUGACCCUGUCGUGCCAUUUGAGGAUCCAAACUGGGCCGCUGGGUCAGACUUAACACCCGGUGAAUCCGAAAAAGCAGUUUUAUCGCAAGAAGCCACUAUGAGGGACCCUAUUCACAACCAUGCCCUGUACUGGGGGGAUAUACCCGAGGCAUUCACGGCAAGCGUUUUCGACGACGCUGAGACAAGUAUCAAGUACCUCGUGCUGACCAACACUUGGCCCAAAUUCGUAAAAGAGAGGAGGUAUUCUGCGGAUUCGGAAGACUCGGGGGCUACGAUGGAAACUUACAACUCUACCUCAACAUUGAACAGGGUAGUGAGGUACUUCCGAGCCAUUAGGAUGUAG
Colletotrichum truncatum is the source of this 1785-nucleotide messenger RNA. RefSeq lists its product as uncharacterized. Lineage: Eukaryota; Fungi; Ascomycota; Sordariomycetes; Glomerellales; Glomerellaceae. The record is from RefSeq and is a predicted model, not a curated record.